AUGCAAUUCUGGUCUGUGUUAGGCGUCGCCGGCCUGGCUUUGGCCCAGAGCUGUCCUGCUGUCAAUCCCUCCUCUUCAGCCAUCGCUCAGGCUGUCAUCCCUACUGCGACUGCAACCUCCCUAGGUAGUACGCAGAGUACCGUGACUGCUACAACCGCAGUGCCUACUACAUCUUCCACCGCUGUUGUAGUUGCCACGGAUGCCUCCGGUCAAUUCACUGCCAUCGGCGAUGCCAUCUCCUAUGCUCAGUCCAAGGGCAUCCCCACGGUCACCGUCAAGGCCGGCACAUACACUCAAGCCGUGACCAUCUCGGCCACAGCAACCGUGACUGUCAUCGGUGAAUCAUCCAGUCUCCGAGACUAUAGUCAAAACAAAGUCACCAUCUCCGCUCCUAGUCCGCUGACCAUCACCUCCAACGUCCUCGAGAUUACCUUCCGCAAUGUCAACUUUGUGAACACGGCGACUGGAAGCUAUGCGGCUGCGACCAUCCGCGGCUUCAAGAAUGCAUUUUACGGCUGUCAAUUUAUCUCAUCCGGCAGUCUGGGUAUCAAUGCCAAUCUGGGCCUUGCCAUCAUUGCCGACAGUUAUAUCGAAGCGUUGGACAAGGUUAUCUACGGGUAUCCUGGUCUGUAUAUUUACAACACCACGGUCGUACCCAUCAACUCCAAUGCAUUGCUUGUGUACAACAAGGGUGCUACCGCCAACUCAGUCCUUUACAACUCCACCGUCGUCUUUGAUUCCUGCUCGGUGCAGCAGAAAUCGGGCACCAGCACAAAGAAUGUCUAUCUCGGAGCGGCCAAUAAUGGGUACGGGUCAGUGGUCAUUUACCGGAACUCAGCUCUUGGCAGCUUGAUCACAGCGUCGGGGGCCUACACUGACAGCUAUGCUCUGGACCCUCGCAACUUCUAUGGUGAAUAUGGAGACUCUGGCGUAGGCUCCUAUGAAAAUAACCAAGCUGUGCGGUCGCAAUAUGUUCACCUGCUGAGUGCAUCCGAUCUCGCCCGGUUCUCUCCAGCCCAGGUUUUCGCCAGUGUCUACUAUCAGUUCGCAGCAACUAACACCGAUUGGGUCGAUUCUGACAUUUUGGGCGCUAUUCAAAGCGCCGAUGUUCUUCAGUCAUCAACAUCCAGUGCCAGCACGAUGACCUCCUCUACAACGAGCGCGGCCGCUACGAGUACCUCGACGUUUGUGGUCUCACGAAAUGCCACUACUGGGCAGUACCGUAAUGUCACUGCGGCUAUCGCUGCUCUGCCCAGUGAUGGCAAGGAUUACACCAUUUACAUCUUAGCGGGUACCUACACCGAACAGAUCUCGAUCACGCGGUCUGGGAAGGUUACUUUGCGCGGCGAGACUCUGUUUGAGAAUGACUACACGCAGAAUCUUGUCACCAUUGAAUUUAGCAAUGGGGAGCUCACUAGUGCGGGCAAAGACGAGAGCACACCCGUCAUCUACGCGAAGAAAACUGACGGCUCUGGCUUAGCCCUGUAUAAUAUUAACUUCCAGAACACCUAUCCUCAGACCAGCAACACAGCCGCAUUGGCUGCGGACUUCUAUGGCACCAAUAUGGCGGCUUACGGCUGUUCGUUUAUUGGAUUCCAGGACACCUUGCUCACUAACAAGGGCACUCAAGUCUUUUCCAACUGCUACAUCGAAGGAUCUAUUGAUUUCAUUUGGGGGUUCUCGACCGCCUAUUUCCACCAAUGCUACAUCGCUACAAACACCCCUGGAGCCUGUAUUGCAGCGCAGAGUCGUUCCUCGUCCACUGCGUCGGGCGGUUAUGUCUUCGAUACCUGUUACGUCACCUAUACCAGCAGCUACGGCUCGACCUACGGUAAAUCAUAUCUCGGUCGGCCAUAUUCGGAGUAUAGCAUCGCAGUAUAUCUGAACUCCUACUUGGACAAGCACAUCAAUGCUGCCGGCUGGCAACAGUGGUCGACCAGUUCGCCAAACACCGAGUUUGUCACUUUUGGCGAAUUCAACAAUACUGGUCCGGGAGCAUGGUCGUCAAGCCGCGUCUCUUAUGCUACCAACCUGACGGCAACGCAGGCGGCCUCCUAUACCUUGUCGUCGUGGGUAGGCGACACUUCUUGGCUGGACAUGACUGCUUACCACUAUGUGCCUUCGUACAGUCUGACCGGAGCAUCGAGCACGACCAGUACUAACACUUCAACGUCGGCUGCCACCGCCACUUGGGCGCACCCAACUAGCGGCACUGUGCCUCCCUCGGGUGCAGUGCUUGUCUCGCCCGGAUGUGCUGUGAAUGGGUCGUACAGUAACUUGACUGAUGCACUGGCGUCUCUGCCUGAUGAUUCCUCCACCCAAAUUAUCUUCUUAUAUGCGGGCUCGUAUGAGGAGCAGGUGCCGUCAGUGAACCGUGAUGGGCCAGUUAUGAUUAUCGGCUACCAGAGUGGAAGCCCCGGUGCCACAUAUCAGAACAAUCAAGUUACCAUCACCUUCUCGCGAGGCUUGUCGGUCAGCCCGUUGCCGACUGGUCAUUCUGAUGCCGAAACGGCUACAUUCGCAACCGCCAGCAAUCAGAUCGCCCUGUACAACAUCAACAUCAUCAAUACCGCCAAUCUUGAUGGCUCCCAGUCAUCGUAUGUGACUCUGGCUGGUUCUAUUUACGGAUCCGAGAUUGGCUUCUACGGUUGUAGCCUUGUUGGUUGGCAAGAUACCCUUUUGACCGGCAGCACGACUGGCUACCAGUACUACGAAUCAUCUUACAUUGAGGGUGCCAUUGAUUUCAUUUGGGGCUAUUCCAAGGCCUACUUCAAAGGAUGCACUAUCGGUGCCAAGCGGCAGAAGUCUGCCAUCACUGCCCAAAGCCGUGCUUCGUCGACUGCGAUUGGCGGCUAUAUCUUUGACCAGUGCCUGUUUGAGGCCGCCAACGAUGCUACGGUCGAUCUGACCGAGCUCGUGUACUUGGGCCGGCCGUACUCAAAAUAUGCUCUUGUUGUUGUGAAGAACUCUUAUCUUUCGGACAUAAUUCACCCCUCCGGCUGGAAGAUCUGGAGCACAUCUGAUCCUCGCACCGACUAUGUCACCUUUGCUGAGUACAACAACUCUGGGCCUGGCAACUGGGAAAAUAAUGCUGCGUCUCGAGAAGCCUUCGGCUACUGUUCACUGUUAACCUCGGACACAUACACGCUGGACAACGUCAUGGGAUCAACUGAUUGGAUUGAUAUGACUUACUGGGAUUCGAUCGUCACCCCUCAGCCCGCAUCGACGACGACUAUUACCACUGGUACAAACUCAACCACGGUGUACGAUGGAACUACUCCUCCGGCUGGAGCUUACAUUGUCUCAAAAACCGCCAUCGCCAAUGUGACAACCUACGACACGAUUCAAAGUGCACUCAAUGCCCUGCCAACCUCCAGUAAAGUGACACCCACUGUCUUCAUCUACCCUGGUACGUACGAGGAGCAAUUAGUUGUCAAUCGUUCUGGUACCACGAUCUUCAUUGGAUACUCGGACGAUCAUCUCGACUACUCUAGAAACCAGGUGACGAUUCAAUAUAAUCACGGGGUGGACACGCAGGCCGAUCAGUCCAAUUCGGACAGCGCCACUGUUUACGCCACGGGUAACUACUUCCAGGCUGUGAAUAUCAACUUCGUGAAUAACUUUGGAACCACUAAGAAUUACGCCUCGCUUGGUUUUGCGGUGAAGUCCAGCAAGUACGCCUCACUUUACGGUUGCCAGGUGACAGGCAAUCAGGAUGCGCUGUUGAUCAACGGCUAUUUUUUCGCCAGCAACAGCUAUAUCGAAGGCAACAUUGAUAUGAUCUGGGGUUCUGGCUCUGGUUACUUUCUCAACUCAACGAUUUCGCCUAACGAGGACGGGGUAAACUUGACAGCUGACAAGCGCUCCACCAGCACCAGCGUCGGUGGCUUUGUCUUUGAUCAGUGCACCGUCACUCCGGCCUCCGGAGCAGGCAGCAUGUCUGAGAUCUCAUUGGGUCGUCCGUGGAAUAGCUAUGCUCGGGUGGCAUAUGUGGAAUCCUACCUCGACUCCUGCGUGGAAGCGGCUGGGUGGGAGCAAUGGUCUUCAAGCAGCCCCCAAACCGACGGGGUGCUGUUCGGUGAGUAUCAGAACCAUGGCCCUGGCUCGUCAACCGCCAAUCGGGCGUCAUUCGCAACGAUACUGAAUGCCAGUACGGUUGCCCAGUUCGAGCUCACCAAUUUUUUUGCCUCGACUUCCUGGAUUAAUCUUACUCUCGUUGACGGCACUCCUUUCGUACCAGGGAGCUCGACGAUCCUGCCUGUUACCAGCGCCAGCGCCAUCCCCACCACUUCGGCGCUGGUUGCAGCUACUCCAACCGCGACUGUCACUACCGUUGUAACUAUCACCGACAAGGAGACUGCGUUUACGACGCUCACUCCUGCCGAUCGUACCUCGACUAUUAAGUUGACGAUCACGGAGGACAUUGGCACCACCGUGACUCUGGCUGAGUCUUUCAAGACUACCGUGAAAAAGACCACAAUUUCGAGCACCACGACUAUUGUGGAGCCGACAGUGACGAGCAUCAAAUCGGCUGUAAUCACCAGCUCAGCUAUCGAGACUGUCACUGCUUCUGCUAGCACCAGAACCACCACGGUCAAGGACACGACAACAGUCACCGCGACUGUCACCGAGGGUGAUGUCACUACCAGGGUCAAGAGCACGGUAACAGCCAUGCGCACGAUCACUUCGUCUGCCAAGGCUAAGACGGUUACCUCAAUUGUGGCCAGUACGACAACUAGUCUCAAGACAUCCACUCCAGGCACCGUCAAGCUCACUUCGUACACGACCAUCACCAAGGGUAGCGGUGGCACGACCACCAAGAGCACGAAGGCCACCACCACCACCGUGGAUGUGACCUCUACCAAGACUCGCACAAAGACUGUCACGACCACGCUGAACUGUAUCCCGGCAGCCAAUGUCAAACGCGAUCUGAUCUUGCCCCGGGCCACGGUGAACGUGGCUACCGUCACUCAAUACACCACUCUGACGGCCUAUGUUCAGACCUCGACCGACAAGCUAGCCUCGCCCACGGCGUAUGUCACAUCCACAACAACUAAGACCAUUGGCAAGACAUCUACGGUUAAGGCCUCGACCAGCACAAUCACUAGCGUCUCCGCGACAACCAAGAUAGCCACCGAGACCGUCAAAGCCGUCACGGUGAUUUUGACGGAGAGUAGCACUACAGUCGUCGCGAAGACCACUACUCUCAAGCCUAGUACAAUCACCAGCACUAUCACUUCCGCGGCCACCAAGACCUCGACCGUGUCUGUUCCGGGUGCGACGGUGACAGUGACUAGUCUGAAAACGACGACCAUUAAGUCGACGAUCACCUUGCCGCAGACUACCGUCACCAAGACUAAGGCAACGGUGAGCACGAUCAAGGAGACCGUCACGCUGGCAACGCCCACAACCACCAUCCUUAAGACGACUACGGUUAGCCUCAAGCCAUCAGUAACGAUCACCGAGCGAGCGACCAGCACUCGUACGGCUACUGUUAAGGAGACGGUCACUGAGAUCACCACAGUGACCAAGACGUCCAAGAGCGCCAAGGCUUGCGCUACCUAA
Aspergillus homomorphus CBS 101889 is the source of this 5565-nucleotide messenger RNA. RefSeq names its product putative pectin methylesterase. Gene Ontology annotation, biological process: cell wall modification. The transcript has 2 exons. NCBI's taxonomy places the organism in Eukaryota, Fungi, Ascomycota, Eurotiomycetes, Eurotiales, Aspergillaceae. Gene Ontology annotation, molecular function: pectinesterase activity. The record is from RefSeq and is a predicted model, not a curated record. Bases 1 to 5565 code for a protein of 1854 amino acids.